AUGGCAAAAGAUGCGGCGGCUAUACAAAAGGCGUGUCCCGAUUGCCAAGAGGUGUUUGAGGAGUCCCGUUGUAUGGCCAAUAUUGAAAAAGACCAGAGACAGAAAUAUGUGGAGGUAUGGGCACUCCUUCAAAGGUAUCGAGUGGCCCACCGCAAGUCAACUCCGUACUAUCCUAAAGGUAAUGAACAAGCAGAGGCCACUAACAAGACACUGAUCCGAAUCCUAAGUAGAACAUUGAAGGAGCAACAAAACAAAUUGGCUGAGCAGUUACCACUCGCACUAUGGGCAUACCGAACUACUACAAGGGGAGCCACAUGUGCCACCCCCUUUUCAUUGGUAUACGGCACGGAGGCAGUGUUCCCAAUUGAAAUAGUGAUUCCAUUUGGAAGUUUGGCUGAGCGAAGCCGACUGCAAUUCGACCCCCGGAUUGGAGAGCUCAAGGCACUUCUGCAGCAGAGAGAGCAGGUAAGGAGUAAGAUGAUAGUUUACCAAAGAAGGGUGGCUCGGGCCUAUAACGCCACUGUGCAUCCUCGAGCGUUUCAAGAAGGUGAUCUGGUCUUAAAGACUGCGACGCAUGUGAUGCGAAACCUGUCUGCGCCUAAGUUUACCCCCAAGUGGGAAAGCCCUUUUGAAGUCAAGGCUGCUAACCCCAGUGGAUAUUAUGACAUUGGGAGAAUGAGGAGUAACAAGGUACUGGGCACGUUUAAUGCCAAAUGGUUGAAGAAGUACUACUCUUGA
Messenger RNA from Cornus florida, 738 nucleotides. RefSeq lists its product as uncharacterized. Bases 1 to 738 code for a protein of 245 amino acids. Gene Ontology annotation, molecular function: nucleic acid binding. The transcript is spliced from 2 exons. The record is from RefSeq and is a predicted model, not a curated record. Lineage: Eukaryota; Viridiplantae; Streptophyta; Magnoliopsida; Cornales; Cornaceae.